Molecule: messenger RNA, 529 nt
Organism: Camelina sativa (false flax)
Lineage: Eukaryota; Viridiplantae; Streptophyta; Magnoliopsida; Brassicales; Brassicaceae
Product: V-type proton ATPase subunit c1
Biological process (GO): proton transmembrane transport
Cellular component (GO): proton-transporting V-type ATPase, V0 domain
Molecular function (GO): proton-transporting ATPase activity, rotational mechanism
Source: RefSeq, a predicted model, not a curated record
AUGUCUUCUUUGUUUGGUGUUAAUGUCAGGCAGGCCCAUGCCCAAAAUGACGGGACGGCAAAGAGUGGAGCUGCUUACGGGACGGCAAAGAGUGGAGUUGGUGUGGCGUCAAUGGGAGUAAUGAGACCAGAGUUAGUGAUGAAAUCAAUAGUAACUGUUGUUAUGGCUGGUGUGUUGGGUAUAUAUGGGUUGAUCAUAGCUGUUAUCAUCAGUACAGGGAUUAACCCAAAGGCUAAAUCUUACUACCUCUUUGAUGGUUACGCACAUCUCUCCUCUGGUUUUGCUUGUGGUCUUGCUGGUCUUUCUGCUGGAAUGGCCAUUGGUAUUGUUGGUGAUGCUGGUGUCAGGGCAAAUGCUCAACAGCCUAAGCUCUUCGUCGGGAUGAUUCUUAUCCUUAUCUUCGCAGAAGCGCUCGCUCUUUACGGGCUUAUUGUAGGAAUCAUCCUCUCUUCACGAGCUGGCCAGUCUAGAGCUGAAUGAUAUAGUAAUUAACCACAUCCACAUGAACCUUUACUUCUGUGUGCGUUUU